CAUGCAGAGUUGUUAGUCACAGUGCUACAUCAGUAACAAAGCUUCUCUUUUUUUUCUCCCCCCUAAGCAGUCCCUCUCUUUCUGUUUUUGAUGUCCGCAAAAGGCAAGACCUUCCCAGUUUUUGUUGUGGUGGCUGUAACUGUAGCCCGCUCUAUCUGCGCUGGACAGGGUCCAGCUGAGGAGCCUCUUUGCCCUGCCCUCAGGCCUCCUCGACUAGUGGAUCUCGGAGCUGAGGAACGCCUCUUUCGUGGCUGUGACAGGGAGAAUUAGGCGAGAGAUGCGGGUUCACUUGCCCUGCAUAAGGGCUUAUCUUGGGCUAAGCUGAGGGACUAAUAGCAAAGCCAGCCUCCACUCCAGCCGGUCUGAGGGCACGGGGAGCCAUCUGUCCACUCUCUGUGCAAUAACCGACAACAAAGGGGGCAAACAUUUAACACGGAGUGUAAACCAAAGGGGCCAUUCAUUCAGAAGAUACCAGGGGUAAAGAAGAGGAAUAAGUAUUCUGAAAUAUAAGGUGUGGAAUGGCGGAAGAGAGUUCUUUAUUUAUGGGUUUGUAGUGUUUACUUUGAAGUUUGGAAACACUGAGGAUGUCUGACAGGGAGGAAAUGGCUUCAGAUGGGGGUCUGAAUGUUACUCUCACACUGAGGCUCCUGAUGCACGGAAAGGAAGUGGGCAGCAUAAUUGGGAAGAAAGGGGAAACAGUGAAGAAGAUGAGAGAGGAGAGCGGUGCUCGCAUCAACAUUUCAGAGGGAUCGUCUCCGGAAAGAAUAGUUACCAUCACAGGACCCACAGAGGGCAUCUUCAGAGCUUUCUCCAUGAUCGCAGAGAAAUUUGAGGAGGAUAUUACUGCAGCGAUGACAAACAGCAACGUGACAAGCAAGCCACCUGUGACACUUCGCCUGGUUUUCCCAGGGAGCCAGUGCGGCUCACUGAUUGGCAAAGGAGGCUCUAAGAUCAAAGAGAUCAGAGAGACCACGGGGGCCCAGGUUCAGGUGGCGGGAGACAUGCUGCCGGACUCCACCGAGAGAGCUGUCACAAUCUCCGGCACUCCACAGGCCAUCACGCAGUGUGUGAGGCACAUCUGCUCUGUCAUGCUGGAGUCGCCUCCAAAAGGAGCCACUAUUCCCUACCGUCCCAAGGCCGCACCUGGCGGAGCCCAUUCACUAUUAACACAACAGCACCCUGCACAAGCCUUUGCAAUUCCAGGGCAGUAUGCCUUUGCACAUCAAGAUUUGACCAAGCUUCACCAGUUGGCUAUGCAGCAUAUCCCCCUCCCCUCCCUUGGGCAGAGCAACCCUACCUUCCCUGGAUUGGAUGCAUCUGCCCCCACGAGUUCACAAGAGCUGGCAAUACCUAAUGAUUUCAUUGGCUGCAUAAUUGGACGGCAAGGCAGUAAGAUCAAUGAGAUUCGCCAGGUCUCUGGAGCCCACAUCAAAAUUGCCAGCGCCACCGACGGCUCAGCUGUGCGCCAAGUCACAAUCACAGGCUCGCCGGCCAGCAUCAGCGUGGCCCAGUACCUCAUCAACGCCAGCUUAGAGAUGGCUAAAUACACCAUGCAGGCUGCUUCCUCUGCGACCCCAGUUGACCUCAACAUGAGCUUCUCUCAGUCUGCUCCCACUGUCUCCACUCCUACCUCUAUGGCUGUCCUGGCGGCCACCACCCCAGCCCCCACCACCAUUAACGUCCACUCUCCCUCCACCUUACCAACCAUCCAAAACCCACACUACGCUGUUCCUGUUUCCAGUCUGCUUGGCAUGAAAACUCUCCCUGUCUUGGCUGUCCACCCAGCAGGUCUCUCCCCUUACACCGCUAAAAUGCCAACCUCUGGCAUCAAAAAAUCUGAGCGGCAGAAGUUUGCUCCGUAUUGACACCUGCUGGGAUUUGCUUAUUAGUGUAGUCAAUAUGGCAGCCUGGUCUGGCAUAUUUAUGUAACAGUAAAUUAUUUAAUAUUUUAGACAUACCAACACGGAGUCGUGUUCGAGUAUUUUACACAAAUCAGGACAACGUCAGGCACCAGGCUUUCAGGUUAAUUAACAUAAUGAUGAAGGAUGAUGGUAUCAAUAAUGUCCUCGUUAACUGUAGAUAAUUGCAGCAGGCAGCAGAGGUUCGUAUCACCUUGCAGACAUGCAUAACAAUUCAUGUGUUUAUCUCAGGCUCAUACAUUAGUAUCUUAGAAAGUUAUUUUUCAAAUGGAUUCAUGUUGGGGAGGUUUGUAUGAUGAAUUACUCCAGCAAAAUGUAUUUUCCAUAAUAUAUUUAAAAAAAAAAAAAAAAAAAAAAAAAACGGACCUAGUUUUGUAUUGGUGUAAAUAGUUUCCAAGCAUUUUUUUUUUUUUUUUUUUUAGGAAAUGCAGACUUGUAUCAUGUUGUGUGGUACUUUGUUGGCAGCAGGCUGUUGAGAGGGUUGUCUUGUAAAGUAGAAGUAAAUAUGUUAAGCAUCUUUUAACAAGGAAUGCUCCACUCUUGUGUUCCCCUGUCACAUUUCCUCCUUUCCUCCACUAGGCUCUCGUCAGUGGUAACAGGCUUGGGUGUUCUGUAGUAGCGUUGCACUGUUGCGGUUCCUACGGGAUUAUCCUAAAGCCACACUGGAUUCUAGUGGAUUUCACUCUACACAGUAAUCCUGUAGAGCGGGACUGGCCUAACUAGCUCAUUUACUGUUCCUCUGUGCUAGCUGUGAUUUGUUUAUUCUGAACCCUAAAUGAGUGGGACUCUUCAACUAUCAGUAUCUGCAUUUGAUACUGACUAAUUAUUGUAAUAAAUACAGGUUUUAUUCAUGUGCUCCUGGUGUGGGUCUCUCCCCAAACAAUGCCGAUUUGUAAUAACUGUUGAUGGAAUAACUUUGAAAUAAACAGAACUUUUUAUGAAUA
Molecule: messenger RNA, 2863 nt
Organism: Myripristis murdjan (pinecone soldierfish)
Lineage: Eukaryota; Metazoa; Chordata; Actinopteri; Holocentriformes; Holocentridae
Product: poly(rC)-binding protein 3
Exons: 14
Coding region: 585-1865 (426 amino acids)
Molecular function (GO): RNA binding
Source: RefSeq, a predicted model, not a curated record